CCUGUGGUGUCCAAACAUGGGGACGUUACUCUGGGGGGGCUGUUCUCUCUUCACGAUGCAGUGAGGGAGACUCGGCUCUCUUUUACUGCUCAGCCCGAACCGGCUCAGUGCACUGGUUUUAACUUCCGGACCUUCCGUUGGAUGCAGACUAUGAUCUUUGCGAUAGAAAAGAUAAACAGAGAUGAAGCGCUUUUACCCAACAUCACCCUGGGUUAUAAGAUCUACGACUCCUGCAGCAACCCUCUUCAUGCCCUGCGCACUGCCAUGGACCUGAUCGGGGGUAAAGAAAACAGUAGUGGGGGUGCAGACUGUCGGGGCGUGGUGCCAGCUGUGAUCGGUGACGGGGGAUCCACCCUGUCUAUGGUGGUCGCACAUUUUAUAGGUGUUUUUCAGUUACCACAGGUCAGUUAUUUCUCCAGCUGUGCAUGUCUGAGCGAUAAGAAGGUGUUUCCCACCUUCCUCAGGACCAUGCCCAGCGACUUCUUCCAGGUGAAUGCCCUGGCACAGCUGGUGCAGCACUUCGGCUGGACCUGGGUGGGAACCGUAGCGGGGGACGACGCGUACGGUCGUGGAGGAGCCCAGAUCUUCAACGACAAAGUGACCAAAUUGGGAGCGUGCGUUGCUUUUUAUGAGAUCAUUCCUAAAAACCACGCUCCGGCCGAGAUGUCCAGAAUCGUCGGGCGCAUCCGGGGCUCGGGCGCUCGUGUGGUGCUCGUGUUCGCUUUAGAACAAGACGCAAAAGCUCUGUUCACCGAGGCUCUCAGACAGAACCUGACCGGGAUCCAGUGGCUGGCCAGCGAGGCCUGGAUUACGGCAGCGGUCCUGACCACGUCAGAGUUCCGGACCAUCCUGCAGGGAUCCAUGGGCUUUGCCAUUCGCAGGGUGGAGAUGCCCAGUUUGCAGCCAUUCCUGCUGCGUCUGAACCCCUUCACCUCCUCCGGCGAUUCCUUUGUUUCGGAGUUCUGGGAGGAGAUGUUCGGAUGCUCGCUCCACACCCCGGCCGGGGGGCAGAGCUCGAGUAAACCCCCCUGUAAGGGCUCGGAGGAUCUGGCUCACGUCAGGAGCUUAUACUCCGAUGUGUCUCAGCUGAGGAUCUCGUAUAACGUCUAUAAGGCGGUGUACGCUAUUGCACAUGCUCUGGAUGCCAUGCUGAAGUGUGUGCCAGGGAGGGGACCCUUCUCAGAGGGGGGCUGCCCCGACCCCCACAGCAUAAAACCAUGGCAGCUCCUGCACUAUCUGAAGCAGGUCGACUUCACCAACGAAUACGGCGAGCGAACCAAGUUCGACGAGAACGGCGACGCGGUGGCCAUGUACGACCUGAUCAACCUCCAGAUCUCACAGAGUGGUGAGGUCCAGUACGCCACUGUGGGCACGUUCGACGAAACCAAAAGCUCCAAGCUGGUGAUCGAGGAGAAGCAGAUCAUCUGGAACGAUAAUCAGACACGAGUCCCCGUGUCUGUCUGCAGCAGCAGCUGCCCCCUGGGCACCAGGAAGGCCAUCAGGCCCAGUUUUCCCGUCUGCUGCUUUGAUUGCGUUGUCUGUGCAGCUGGGGAGGUUAGCAAUCAGACAGAUGCCAUAGAGUGUGUAACAUGUGGUCCUGAGUUCUGGUCCAACCUAAAGAGAGACGCCUGUAUACCCAAGCUGGUGGACUUCCUGUCCUACACCGACACCAUGGGCGUGGCCCUGCUGGCUGUGGCGCUGCUGGGAUCCUGUACGACACUCGCAGUCGGGCUCAUUUUCACCCAUAAGCGCCACACGCCCCUCGUCCGGGCCAACAACUCGGAGCUCAGCUUCCUCAUCCUCAGCUCUCUGUGGUUGUGCUUUCUGUGCGCUCUGACCUUCAUUGGGCAGCCGACGCCCUGGUCGUGCCAGCUGCGCCACACGGCGUUCGGUAUUGCCUUCUGUCUCUGCCUCUCCUGCAUCCUGGGAAAGACGAUGGUGGUCCUGAUGGCGUUUAAAGCCACGCUGCCGGGCAGCAACGCCAUGAAAUGGUUCAGACCCCCUCAGCUCCGCGCCCUGAUCUUCCUCUGUACGGCGGUGCAGAUCGGGAUUUGUGGGGCGUGGCUGGGUCUGGCGCCUCCCGUCCCGCGCAGGCUGAUGACCCGGGAGUCGGCACACAUCAUCCUUCUGUGUGAUAUGGGUUCAACUCUUGCUUUCUCUCUGGUCCUGGGCUACAUCGGCCUGCUUGCGGCCAUCUGCUUCCUGCUGGCUUUCUUCGCCCGGAAGCUUCCGGACAAUUUCAACGAGGCCAAAUUCAUCACCUUCAGCAUGUUGAUCUUCUGCGCCGUGUGGAUCGCCUUCGUCCCGGCGUACGUCAGCUCUCCGGGGAAGUACACCGUAGCCGUGGAGGUCUUCGCCAUCCUGGCGUCCAGUUACGGACUCCUGCUGUGUAUAUUCGCUCCCAAGUGCUACAUCAUUCUACUCAGACCAGAGAAGAACACCAAAAAACAUCUGAUGGGCAAAACAUAA
Molecule: messenger RNA, 2469 nt
Organism: Trichomycterus rosablanca
Lineage: Eukaryota; Metazoa; Chordata; Actinopteri; Siluriformes; Trichomycteridae
Product: extracellular calcium-sensing receptor-like
Exons: 6
Coding region: 142-2469 (775 amino acids)
Biological process (GO): G protein-coupled receptor signaling pathway
Cellular component (GO): plasma membrane
Molecular function (GO): G protein-coupled receptor activity
Source: RefSeq, a predicted model, not a curated record